This is a messenger RNA of Aspergillus calidoustus, 921 nucleotides long. The record is from the annotation of a GenBank genome assembly. Lineage: Eukaryota; Fungi; Ascomycota; Eurotiomycetes; Eurotiales; Aspergillaceae.
AUGGACCCCAGCAUCUGCGCCACUCAAAUUCAGACACCUCUUUCCACAGCUAUUCAUCUCCUAGUGACGCUCUUCGUCGCCGCCUCCUAUAUCCCGCAGCUUGUCAAGAUCACCACGACAGGAGAUGCCGGGAUUUCUGGCUGGUACAUCAUCCUCCUGACUACCAGUGCCACUACGCAUUUCGCCACUCGAAUUAAAAAUAUACACAGCAGCUUCGCCUGGGCCUGCUUCCGAGAUGGAGAGCUAACAGGAUUUAAUCUCUUCUCAGCCCUGGUAAUCUACCUCCAGGCAUUUACCCACUGGGCGGCAGCGAUUAUCUUGCUAGCUCUUUAUAUCUCCUCCCGCUCGGGGACCCGUGCCCUUGCUAAGGCUCCUAGCAACAUAGCCAUCCUCGCCAUAGUCCUUGCCCAUGCAGUUAUUAUCCUUGCGCUUGCUAUAUAUUUCCUAGAUCUUCUAACACAAGAAGGAGGACAUGACGACGUCAAUAUUAUUAUUGAUAGUUUUGUUGUUGGCCUUGUCUUCCGCUUUACAGGCCUUGUUACCUCCCUUGCUGCCGCAAUCCCGCAGAUCCGCACUAUGGUUACUCGCUACCAUGAUAAUGGUAAUAAAUUUAACCAGGGCAGCCUAAGCCUGCUUGGUCUUGGCCUCCAAGUUAUGGCGUUUAUCGCCUUGGGUGCUUCGCAGGGCUGGAGGAUGAGACCACUACCACCAGGGCCUGACCCUGAAAUUGGGGCGCCUGAUAUGCCGAUCUGGAGUUUGAUAUGGUGGGAGAUGAUGUUUUUAAUUGCUGGGCUGGCUGCUGGGUGGGUAGCGCUGGCUGUUUGUCAGCUGCUGGUUCUAUGUGUGGCGCUGGGUCUGGGGGCCCGGGGGGAGCGAGGGAAUCGUCUGUCAAUGAUUCAGUUGGCCAAAAAGGUGGCAUGA